Messenger RNA from Panicum hallii, 1824 nucleotides. Its product is annotated as cytochrome P450 71A1-like. Gene Ontology annotation, molecular function: oxidoreductase activity, acting on paired donors, with incorporation or reduction of molecular oxygen; heme binding; monooxygenase activity. Lineage: Eukaryota; Viridiplantae; Streptophyta; Magnoliopsida; Poales; Poaceae. Bases 50 to 1588 code for a protein of 512 amino acids. The record is from RefSeq and is a predicted model, not a curated record. The transcript is spliced from 2 exons.
AUGGAUGAUGCGUUGAUCGCAGGGCAGGGCAGGACAGGGCAGUGCAAGCAUGGACGUCUCGCCGUUUGCUGCCCUGUUUUUCGUUGCUCUCCUCUCCCUGCUCCUCCUCUUCUUCAGGAAGGGUGGUUCUCCGUCCAGCGGGGAUGGCCGGCGAUUGCCUCCGUCGCCGCCGGGGCUUCCCCUCCUCGGCCACCUUCCCCUUCUUAUUGGCUCCCUACCGCACCGUAAGCUCCAGGCCAUGGCCGCCAAGCACGGCCCGGUGAUGCUCCUGCGCCUCGGCCGCGUGCCCACCGUGGUGGCCUCCUCGGCGGCCGCGGCGCAGGAGGUCAUGAAGACCCACGACCUGGCCUUCGCGAGCCGCCCGAGGGUUCGCAUGGCCGAGCGGCUCCUCUCCGACUACGACAUGGCCUUCGCCCCCUACGGCGAGCACUGGCGCCAGUCGCGCCGCGUCAGCGUGAUCCACCUCCUCAGCCAGCACCGCGUCCGCUCCUUCCGGCACAUCCGGCAGCAGGAGGCCGCCGCGAUGGCCGGCUGCGUCCGCCGCGCCGGCGCCGCCGUGAACCUCAACGCCGUCCUCAUCUCCUACACCAACGGCGUCAUCUCCCGCGCCGUGUUCGGCGACGACGGGAGCUACGAGCUCGACGGCGGCGAGAAGCUCGCGAAACUGUUCGGCGACUUCGAGGAGCUGCUAGGGAAAGCGACCAUGGGGGAGUUCGUGCCGUGGCUGGCGUGGGUCGACACGCUCAUGGGGCUGGAGGCCAAGGCGACGCGCACGUCCGAGGAGAUGGGGGCCUUGCUGGAGCGGAUCAUCGCGGACCACCGGCAGAGGCGCCGUGGCAGCCGCCGGGAGGGAGACAACCACCGGGACUUUGUGGACGUGCUGCUGGACGUGAACGAAGCGGAGGAGCACGCCGGCGCCGGCGGUGGAGUCCCGUUUGACAACGAAGCCAUCAAGGCCAUGAUCCUGGUCAUGUUCGCCGCCGCCACCGACACGACCUACACCACGAUGGUAUGGGCCAUGGCGGAGCUCAUCAACCACCCACACGAGAUGCGCCGGGUCCAGCACGAGAUCCGCGCGGCCGUCGGCGUCGGCGGCGACCGCGUCACCGAGGAGCACCUGGAGAAGCUGCGCUACCUCAAGCUCGUGAUCAAGGAGACGCUCCGACUGCAUGCGCCGCUGCCGCUCCUGCUGCCCCACGAGACGACGGAGGACACCCAGCUGCUCGGCUACCGCGUUCCGGCCCGCACCCGGGUCAUCGUCAACGCCUGGGCCAUUGCGCGCGACCCCGCCACGUGGGAGCGCGCGGACGAGUUCGUGCCGGAGCGGUUCGCCGGCGACGACCUGACGACGGACUACAUGUCCGCGCAGGACUUCAGGUUCGUGCCGUUCGGCGGCGGGAGGAGAGGGUGCCCGGGGGUGGCGUUCGCCGUGCCGUCCAUGGAGCUGGCGCUGGCGACCAUGCUGUACCACUUCGACUGGGAGCUGCCGGCCGGCGGGGCGUCGAAGCUGGAGAUGGACGAGAUGAACGGGCUAUCCGUGCGGCUCAAGGCGACGCUGCAUUUGGUUGCAAAGCCAUGGUCUCCCUGAGUGCAUGGAUCGACAGACGUUCGGACGGUGCGCAAGCUCAGUGGUCGAUCAGUACUCUGGUUUCUCUCUACCAAGCAUAUGCAUAUAUGCCAGCUUCGACGGCAGAUGAUGGCUUUCUAGCCUAUAGCUUGCUGCCACUUGUAAGAUCGAUGAUGCUAGUAUUAAUAUGCUACUACGCACAACGUACCUGCUGUCAAUAAUCAGUAAUGGAUCAUACAUUCGUGGAUCGAACCCAU